UUCCUGCUUACAGCGAACAAGAAUGACAAGACUGAGAACAAGACGGGAGAGGCCAAGAAACCCAAGAGUACAGCCCGUCCUCGCCCGGCCUCCACCACCACUCCUGCUACUCCGGCUGCCUCCACUAACGGUGAAAACACCUCCGCCCACCGCCGCAGGGUCAUCACCAAACCCCCUGUGCCCAAGCAAACGCCACUGGAGAAGAAGCCACCGGUGCCCCGUGCUCCUCGUACCCCCCGGCCCAUUAACGCUCCAACACCUGAUCUGAAGAACAUCCGGUCCAAGAUCGGAUCCAUUGACAACAUCAAGUACCAGCCUGGUGGAGGAAAGGUCUCCUCCACUCCAAACAACAAGACUUCCGAUCCCUCCACCCCUGCUGCCAAGACCAGAGUGCAGAUCCUAAAUAAGAAGGUUGAUUUGAGCAAGGUGACAUCCAAAUGUGGCUCCAAGGACAACAUCAAACAUAAGCCAGGUGGAGGUGAUGUGAAGAUUGAGUCCCAUAAGCUAAACAUUAAAGCUAAGUCUAAGAUUGGAUCCCUGGAUAACGUGGGGCCAGGCAACGGACAGACCAACGGACACAAGGAGGAGAAAACAGAGGAGAAGACAUCUUCACCCCCAAGUGGUGCUCCGACAACAGGACCAGCAGGCGUUGCUAAGGCAACAGCACCAGGAGGAACUAAGGAGAAUGGAGUGAAGGACCCCACACCUACUCCUUUUGGGGGUGACGGCCUGAGGGAGCCCCUUAGCAUAGACAAACGCAUCACUGAGACAAAUUGAGUCCCAGUGACGUGUAGAGUUUGGACACGCAUGGCGCAGGCCGACUUGCCAAUCAACCGACCAACCAACCUACCACGGCGCAGUCACUUCCCUCUUCCCUUCAUCUCGCCCACCGCAGUACUGAACUGACCAAUUGUCUCUCAGUGUUUCUCUGAGGUCCGCCUGCCAGCUUCCUGCUACCAACCCUGAUCUUUGACCUCUUUACGCCCUCUGGUUGCCCUUUGGCCCUGCCCACCACAGCACUUGCUGUUUGUCUGUGUUUCUCUGUGUGGGGAUCCACCAGCUUCUCUACUGAUAAAAUUCCCUUGUAAUCACUGAUUUAGAGGACUUCAACCUUCAAUCCCAUAUUUAAUAACCUUAAACGCAAUAAACCCACUAUCGUAGUCAAUGCUGUAUGGAUAUUGAGCAUAGCCAAUUUUUUCACAGAAUAUUUCCACCUAUGAGUACAAUUACUGUUUAAACACGUGUCCUUAUAGCGCAAAGACCCUGCUUCAGAACUCAGUUUCUAAGGCUAAUCUAUGGUCUCUAUUAUAAGCUUUUACAAUUCAAAACCACUUUGAUCUUCCAACCUUGUUAGCAGACCUAUGCCCUACCUCUAUUCCCAGUCCUGGUCCAUUUAGCUCCAGACCACACUAACCAGCUGAGGGCCUGCUACUGGCCAGCAGCAGGGCAAAUACUGUCAAGUCUGCUUCAGAUCAACACGUUCCAGCCUCCCAGCCAGCUAGCCAGCCAUUAUUUUCAAAUAGACAGUAUCUACAGCACUGCACAUUAUCUAAUUAAAGGUAAUUCUACAACUCACUCAUCAAUCAUUAUUUCCCAUUAGAUCUCUUGGUAUCAUUGCACCAGUUUGUCUUCACCAAAUGUAUUACAAUACUGCUUCUUUAUCUCUGGACUUGAUGCUCACAAUUAACAGUGAUCAAUGCAGAGGACAAGGACUUAUAUAGAGUAGAGGGGAUACAGUUUGGAAAUAGAUCUAAAGAUAUCAUUCGAAAUCAGUACAGAGAAGUCAGAAACUAUUAGGAUGUUAGACAAUUCGUGUUCAAUAAAAGAAGAAUUUAUCGAGAGUACUUGCAGACGACUUUAUGUGGUUAGUGCAUGAUAAUCAUCAAGAAAGGUAGGCGUAAAGUGAUGGGAGAGCUCUGUUGUUUCACUGGGUGGUCUUGGCUCAAAAAAUUAUUUGGCAUCUAACAGGUAUUUGAUCUCGAAGCUAAGAUCACAGCAUUUGACUCUGAAGUAGUGAGCCAAUCUGAAGGAGGGAUUAAAAUCAAUUUAUUGCGGAAGAAUCGUCAUGAUCAGUGGUUUUGCUCAUGCUGGCAAAGUAAAACUUUGACAUUGCUUUGACAUGCUAAUUUCCACCAUUGACCAAUGUCAAGCCAUCUUAUAUGCGCUGUCCUUUGAGGGAUCGGAGAGCUGUCCAAAAUGUAGGAAGCUAUGGUAGUAUUAUGAACUACCUCUGUUUAGAGUAUAAACAGCUCCACAAAAGAGGAAUAGUUCUAAAGUAAUAAUUAUGAGACUUUUGAAUAAAUGGUCUGAACAUAUUUUCCCAUUAGCAACUGUGCUAACAAGCUUGCUUGAUUAGCAGGCUUGCUCUCUUCAGUAAGUGAAUGAAAUGACAGUCCUAGAACGAAAUAUCUUUUUUGGGACUGACUUGCACUAGUUUUCAAUCUUGAAUCUACUUCGCCAAGCUACUAAAACUACAUAGUAUAUCGAGGCACGGAUGAAUUUCACCAUACCAUUUUGUGGUAUGACCGGGCCUUAAGACAAUAUUCCUAUAGACUUAGUAACCCUUCACCUUUUAAAUAAGCUCACAUACGUGACCCUUUGCAUGGCAAAAGGAACUAAAUCCUUUAGUAUUAAUUUUCUGUUUAAGACUGUUUCCGCCACAGAACAUGCAACCCUGCUCUCCUGCACCAUAACCCUUUGGUUCCCACACUGUCUAAUCGCUUGAUCCAGUAACCCCCCAUUUAAUCUUCAGUCCCACUCAUACACCUAUAGACACUCCUGUGAGGAUCUUCAGCAGUCACCCUGAGCUGUGUCUAGUAUUUACAGUUCAUAUGUGGCUAUUAGGGACAAACAGAUCCUUCCUUCUCUCACACAUGUAGCAUUUCCUGGUCAUGUGGAGAGUGGGUGGGGCUACAUAGCCACAUCCUAUUUUAAGUCCUCCCACUAGGCGGUACAUCUUUGAAUCUUCUAUGCCCUUUUUGACCAAAUUAGCUUUGGUUCUUGAACCAGUUCUGUUCAAGAUUCUUGGAACACUGAUGCUAUCUAGCAAAGUAGCCCAACCAGUUUUGAGCGGAACAUUAUAAUCCAGGAUGCGUCAUCAAUGGAGGGCUAUUGGAAUAUGACACGCCCAUUUUUUGUUCGCACUUCAGGUCAAGGAAAACCUGAUAUUUUUUGGUUCCUGCUCCACCUUUCGGGUUGCGAACCAGUUUAUUUUUGGUCGAAAUUCUCCAAACGGUUCAAAAUUCAGUGCGCGAACCAGAACGGAGCUAGUUCCAUGUUGGUGGAAAAGGCCUAUCUGUGAGACCUGCUAACUUUCUUCACACACAAACACUCUUACACGUAAGCACAGAUAUUGAUAGGAAAGCACACACAUGCUUGUUGGUGUGGAUGUACACACACACACACACACACUCAGAACAGAAAUCAGCACACAAACAGUAUAUUCACAAACACAAAUCAGCACGCUAAAAUAAAAACGGUAUGCUGUUCAGCUUCAUAGAAGCAUUUCUCUGUGCUAGAAUGAAACCAACUCUUUAUUGUGCUUUGGUGGUCUAUGCUAAUAUUUUUAAAACAAGGAUGAGCUGUGUGUGUGCGUUGGUCCUGUCAUAGUCAGUGUCGGACAGUUUCAUCGUAGGCUCAGCUCAUCCUGCCUCCUUCUCGUCUAUCCUCUUCCUGUGUUUCAUUCCAACUCUUUGACAGCAAUACAGUGAUCUUAGUUGGGAACGCGAUGUACACACAGAGAGAUGGACAGAGACAGAGAAGAGCCAUAGAAGUUAACCGGCAGUUAAGAGAGGAGUGAGUUCACUUGCAGGAAGAACUGUAAAGGGAAUAAUGUUACAUUCAUGGCACGUCUGAAGUUGGCAUUUUCUUUGCAACUUUUUAUUGAUUUACUAAUGUACUUAAUAGAGACUAGUAGAUUCAACAUACUAAGAGCUAUUACCAAGCCACUUUAGGUGACUACUGUAGUACUAUAGUAGAAAAUUAUCAAGAUGUUCAGAGUUUCAAGUUAUCUAGUGUCUCUGGCAUAUAGUUUACUUAACAUCUGUAGUGUAAAUAGAUGGAAGUAAAUUGCUUUUUAAUUGCUUUUUUUUAAACAUUUUUGUUCUGCAUUUUCUUGUUCUUUGUUUUGUAUAGGAUAUCACUGGAAGUUAUUACAAAAGGUUUAUUUAUUAAAAACGUGUUUUACUAAACUCGACAGCAUGAACUGCCCAGCUCCAAAAUGCCAUGAAUGCAGCAGUAUUUCAGCAAGGCAGAAGUUGUCUUUAUAAUGAAAAAUCUCUAGUUGUAAAAUAGAGAACCACAUUUUAAGCGAUAACAACACCUAAAAUUGUAGGGAACAUUGUUUGUAUUAUUCUAGGGAAUCAUCUAAAUUCAGUUUUGGCAUUUUAGAUUCUAUUAAAACACUGUGAAAUGACUUUGAUUUACAGACCAUAAGCAUUCUUAUGUGUCACACCAGUAUAAUGAGUAGAAGCAGCCAUCUUAAUGGAGAUCUAUCUACUCACUGUCUAUGCAUUGUGCAUUAAAGGCUGGGAGGGUCAUCGCUGAAACUAUGAAGGAUUAGUGACGUGUUUGUAGGGUGUUGUCGUACUUGUCAGAUGUGUGAAGUGUUACUACUGCAUCCAUCCUGUAGAGAGUGCUGCUUAGCCUCUGGAACACUGAUAGUCUGGCUCUGAGACUCAUCAAAGGCUGAAUGAGAAACCUUACAUCAUUAGAGAAGCUUCUGUGGAGUUACAUCCUGCUGUCAUUUAAUAAGCUUUGAUGGCCACUCUAUACUAUUGUGUCUGGAAUACUAAAAAUCAUGUUAAUUAUGUACAGCUCCCCUUAAAACCCCAAAGUCUUGUGCUCUUUGAACACAGUCUUGGUCAUUUAUUGAAGCACUGACGUGAUAUAAAAGUUGCUUUAUUGUAUAUUGGUAAAACAUUGUCAACUGUGUACUGUACAUCUGUGCUUUUGGGAGCAAAACAGUCUUGGUAGUUAGAGACAGUUAUGAUAAUCAAAGAGCAAGUGAUCAAAUAGUCAAACAAAAAAGACUAGACUAAAACUAAAAACACCAUAUAAGCAUUUUAAUAUUGUACUCUUCCCUCCAAAUCAUUCCCAUGAGUUGCCUAAAAGUAAAACAUCAGACAUGACAUCUGUGUGGAUCAUAUGUGAAAACGACAAUGUGAAUCUUUCUUUGGGAAUAGAAGAACAAAGGGAUGAAAGCACUUUGAUAGGUGUAGACAGUGGUCCGUGUAUAUAAAAUAGGAGCAAGUUGUAGUCUUAAUGUGUGUUGGAAGCUAUGUAUGUUCCCAUAUGACGGGAUGAUCUGAUGUUGUGUAUCAUGGAUGACGCAUCGGUAGCCCUUUAUCUUGGUCAGCUUAGAGGAUUUUACUGUAACUUUGGUCACCUGUGUUGUUCAGUUGGCUAUGAUGGUUUAACACUGUCUGGUCUGUCCCCAUGUUGUUCCCGUCAACAUUCACUGAUUAUUACUUUCUGACCAAGCUACAAAUUCUCAUUUACGAAGUGGGCAAGUUCCUUCUUAUGAUUAAAUUUAAAGGAUGCCUCUGGUAGAAGGGUUUGCCAUGAAUGAAUUUCACUCCUUUAGCAUAAAGUAUGUUAGGUCAUUGUAUGUGAUUUUCAUGAUCCUAAAACAGUGACAACUGACAACGUGUUGAGACACGAGAACAGUUCCAAAGCUGCAUGGUUAAAUAAUUUUAAUGACAAGCAUUCAAACCUGUGAGGUUGAUUUCGCAACCUGUAAAACAGACAUUAAAUUUGUUGAAAAUGAUGCACUUUACGUGUGAGGAGGUGAGUGAUGUUAUCCAGACAGCUACCAAGUUUUUGUAAGGGAAAUUGCUAAUGAUGAAGAUUCUGUUUUGCAAUGUAUGAAUCUACAGGCUAUAAACUAAAAAGUAAUUCCAGUUAAGUAAGUUUGUAAAACUUAGUACAUGUGAUUUAAGUGAAGUCAUAGUGAAAUAAAAUUGGUUGUUUUCCACGUAUUUGUUAAGAAUUUUGGAAGGGCAUUCUUGUAGAGAGCUGACAGGAAAUGAGAUGGGUGAUGACAUGAUACAAACGUCCCUGCACACGGUCAGCAUCUUAAACCGUUAGGCCAACCAGGCAUCACAAAGUGAAUAGUGAUUAAGCUAGAUUCAUGCUUUUAGUACUUAGGAUUAUUUGUGGAAUAAAUUUAACAUUGCAAUUUUGCAGCUUGGACAAAAGGCAAUAAUCAGAUUCACUCUGAUGUCCCCUUACAAAUGUUUGAUUCCCCAGUUAUAGAGCUUGAAUACCACCUUUCCACUAGUAUCUUACACUGUCCCUUGUAUAUAUUUUCCACCACGUUUUUAUCACUCCAGAAGUAACUCAAAUAAAUAAAAAAACAAAAAACAAAAAAAAACGUAUUAACACUGAGUGAAGGAUGUUGACAGAUGAGCUUUCACCUUCAUAGACCUGUUACCGUUAGGGUCAAUAAUGGUAUUAUAAGAUUGAAAGCAUCAGAAAGGAAAAGUGUACUUUUCUUUUUUCAGAGUCUGCCUUUGUCCUCCAAGAAAAGAGCUGCUUAAGUAUCAAGAAUGUUUUUAAAAUGUAUUAAAGAUGCAAGAUUAUGAAUUCAUGUAUGAGGUUUGUCUCUGUUCUGUUUUGGAAGAUAUGUCAUAUAUGGAAACACUAUUAAUGGGAUUCAUGUUGACGGGCAGGAAGGGAGGCAGUGUGUGUCAUGUUUGGUGAGGUCUAAUACGUGGCUUAACAGAAGUAUCACAGAAAAAAAAACCUGGGAUCACAUAAAAACAAAAUCGCACACAUUGGUUGGCAGACUUUACUUCAUUAAAACAGUAAGAAACAAAGUGUUUUCCACUUCAGUUUGAAAUGCACUACUCUACAUGUGACAUGUGACACACAUUGGUCAGCCCUUACUCCCGCCUACCGCCACCCCCCUGUUAGACUUUCCAGGCUUAGUCUUUUGGCAUGUGGUAGAAAGUAAUGUUCUGUAUUAAACAGCUCCUAUAGACACCGUGUCAUACCUACCAACACAAGAUUGGAUGAAAGGAGGACCAAAGUAUUUUCUCAGUGUCAAAAGAAAAAGGCUGAAAAUAAUGGAAUAUUUUAGACCAAUUUGCACAAUUUAAAAGCAUAUGGUAUAUUAAUGGAAUUUUGAAUUUGAAUUGUCCUCCUAAGAGAGGCAGCUAAUUGCAUGAAAUGUAACUUGGAAAAAGGUUAAAUCCAGAACAAAAGGGAGUGUUGGUAGAUAAACACCUGGAGCCCUUAGCUGUGUCUCCCACCUACAGAGGCUUGUCAGCAUCACAGCACUGAAAAGUAGCUUUCUCUACUUGUGUCCUUUACCACAUAUACAGCAACUACCAGAUGGUAAUCCAGUUAAAAACCAAUAUUCAAACUGUCUGUUUAUCAAGGAGAGCACAAAAUUAGAACUCUGUAUUUUUACAUGAUAAAUACAGUAUUGAUUUUAUUCAUGAGACAGGCUUUGUCCCAAUCUGUCUUUACACAUUUACAGGAACCAGGCAAAAUAAUCUACUUUUCAGUGCCGUGGAGUGGGUCCACUAUAUUGCGUGCUGUGUUAUUCUGUAGGGCACAACACCAUAGCAAGAGCAUGCAGAAGACAACAAACUGCUGGUUGUUAGAGGCAUCUUUCCCAUUAGAUAGAGCUCAUCUCCCCCUAUAAUUCUGAAUAUUUGGUAUGAAAGAGUUGUUCAUUGUGAUUAAUUGUUAACCAGUGAUGUGAAUAUUAAUCAUGAAAUAAAAAGAUGAGCAAAAGA
Micropterus dolomieu (smallmouth bass) is the source of this 7745-nucleotide messenger RNA. RefSeq names its product microtubule-associated protein 4-like. Gene Ontology annotation, biological process: microtubule cytoskeleton organization; neuron projection development. The annotation marks the transcript as partial. The record is from RefSeq and is a predicted model, not a curated record. Gene Ontology annotation, cellular component: neuron projection. The transcript has 7 exons. Lineage: Eukaryota; Metazoa; Chordata; Actinopteri; Centrarchiformes; Centrarchidae. Gene Ontology annotation, molecular function: microtubule binding.